Messenger RNA from Toxorhynchites rutilus septentrionalis, 3085 nucleotides. RefSeq names its product RNA-binding protein 5-like. The coding region runs from base 228 to 2963 and encodes 911 amino acids. Gene Ontology annotation, cellular component: nucleus. Lineage: Eukaryota; Metazoa; Arthropoda; Insecta; Diptera; Culicidae. The transcript is spliced from 12 exons. Gene Ontology annotation, molecular function: RNA binding. Gene Ontology annotation, biological process: mRNA splicing, via spliceosome. The record is from RefSeq and is a predicted model, not a curated record.
UUUCCGACAUUUCUAUUCUAUUCUCAAAGUAGUUCGUGAUAAGUUGAGCAUGCAUGAUUUUAUUGGAUAAAAUUAAGUAAUAAUUGAAUUUGAAGUUUGUGCAGUACAGUAGCAUUAACAACGUAUAUAUUUCGUGUAAUUGCGAAUGUGAAGUACUGUGUGGAAGUGUUCACUAAACGUUGGAAUACCCAGAUCGUGAAAUUCAUCGGACACAAGGCGACGGAAAAAUGGAUUUCUCACCGAGUCCAGAGAGUGACAAUUCUGGCUACUAUAGGAAUCGCAACCGUAGGGAUGAUCGGGACCGAGGCAAUCGUGGACGUUCAAAGGAACGGCAUUAUCGCGGCAGUCGAUACAGUCGCAGUCGGUCGAGGUCAUAUAGCAGAGAGCGGUACGUUAGCGGCAAUAACCGCAGGAGCCCAGAAAGGGAUCUCUACAGAGAUUUGAUAGAUCAAGAUUAUGGGGACAACUCCUACGAUAGAGAUCGGGAUCGGUACCGCCACAGAAGCCGUGACCGCGAUCGUCGUUCAAGGGAUAGAGACCGGAGGGAUCGUGAGAAGCAGAAUAAGCGAAAUUUUUCGCCUGCCCGAGACUCGAAUGAUUUCGACGACAACUAUGACAGCGACAAUAAUCAUGAAUUCUUCUACCAGCAGAAACCAAACAAUAAAAUCAUAGUUCGGGGCUUAGCGGCUCAUAUAACCGAAGCCGAUAUUAACAGUGAUCUUAUACAAUGUGGACUGCAGGCUCUUCAUGUUCGAUUGAUCAGGAGAAAAAAGACAGGUGCAUCGAGAGGUUUCGCAUUUGUCGAGUUCCGCACAGAAGAGGAAGCAACUCGCUGGAUUUGCUACAAACAGGGAAUGCUGAUCUUCAACGACCACCGUGCCGUGAUGCAGUACACCUACUCGUUGCCGGCUGAGAUGCGUGCAAAGGACAAACCACAGACGGAUUGGUACUGUGCUAAGUGUGGUGUAUUCAAUUUCAAGCGUCGUGAAAAUUGCUUCAAAUGUUUUGCAUCGCGCGAAGAGAGCGAAAAGGGAGGCGAAGGAAGCGACGAAAUAAGCAACAUACUCACCAAGAAAAUUAUGCUCCGUAAUCUGGAUGUUCUGACGAAUGAAGAAAGCGUCCUGUGCACAAUGCAAGACAAAAUUCCGGAGCAGGUUUCGAAGAUUUCGAAAAUCAUGAUCUGCAGGGAUCCGUUAACGCAAACGUCGAGAGGAAUUUGUUAUCUUCAUUUCGACAAUCUUCUCGAUUCAAUGAACACACACAAUGCGCUGAAAGCAAUCGAACCAAUCUUGAAGAUUGACAAUCGGGAAGUACUGAUAUCCUACUGUAUGGAUACCGAAAAUCGCAAUUUGGUCAAAGGUGUGAACAACAAGUCGUCGGGCAAUGGAGGUGGCUUUACGGAGCAGUGUACCGGAAUGGCUACUGGCUCGGCAGGAGCCUUCCCUAAUACGUAUCAAUAUACAAUGGCGGAUGUUCCGCGUCUAGCUGAGUAUAGUGCCUCCGUUUAUGCUUCAAAUCCAACCGAACACGAACAUUACCUUCAGUUUUACACAAACUAUUAUAUGACGCAAAUAACGCAGGGACAAAUAAGCAAUUUACCAACCGAGGCACAGCUUGGGGAAACCGCGAACUCUGGGGCUGCGGUAGCCCAAUCUGCAUUAGCACGUAAGCAGGGAACCAAAAGUAAAACGGAAGCAACACCAGCACCUGCCGCUGCGUUUGUUGCUCCACAACCCCUCCAAAUUCCCAACGGAACGGAUGGCAAAAAAUAUCCCACACCGGAUGUAGCCCAAUAUCAGUACGAUGAAACGUCGGGAUUUUACUACGAUCCAUCAACGGGGUUGUACUACGAUCCCAACUCGCAGUACUAUUACAACAAUGAAACCUGUUCCUACCUCUAUUGGGACACCGAAAAUAGUACAUACGUCGCUGCUCCAACGAGCUCCGGCACUGCCAGCGCAACAACAGCCGCAGCCACAGAAGUAGCAGCUAGUGUCAAUAAUAGCACUAGUAGUGGUACAGCCACACCAGCCAACGGCGACAAGACUGAGAAAACGAAAUCAAAGGAUCAGCCACACGACAAAGUCAAGGUGGCGAAAAAGAUUGUGAAGGACAUGGAAAAAUGGGCGAAACAGCUCAAUCAGAAGAAAGAUUACAGCGUUCUACAGCCUCCUGCUAAGGUGGAGGAAGCAACCUUAUAUUCGUCACAGGGACCGAUCAGUGUUAAAGCAGCGGAACCAUCCGGCGGUUAUGCGGACGUUGGUUUUUCGCUGUUGGAGAAAAAACAAACCACACAGGCUGUUUCUAGUUAUCUUAUGGGCCAUGCCAAGGCGGUUGCAACCAAAGGUAGUAAUCUAGUGUCGCAGUACGGCUCCGAUUCCGACAACGAUGUGGACGACGCAUCCAACGAGCGAGACUACGUGGAUUUCGAAAAACUCACGUGCUUGCUUUGUAAACGUGCAUUCCAAUCACAUGAAAUACUUAACAAGCAUUUGAAGAUGUCCUCUUUACACAAGGAGAACCUUCAAAAGAUGAACGCUCAGAGAGGUGCGGGCGGCGCAGGUGGUCAGGGAAACAAAGGUGGAGCUUAUCGGGACCGAGCGAAAGAGCGGCGGCUUAAGUAUGGUGAAGCUGAUCCACCUCCAGUGAACAAAAGCAAGGAACGCUUCCAACGAGAACUGGAAAAGCAGGCGCAAUCAACUUUCACAGCACCGAGCUUAGCGUCGGUUCCCAUAGGCGAGAACAAUGUCGGCAACAAACUACUGCAGAAGAUGGGUUGGUCCGAAGGACAGGGUUUGGGCAGGAGUAACCAAGGACGUACUAAUAUUAUUGAGACUGAAGCGCGAGUGGCAAAUGCAGGUCUGGGAACUAAGGCAACCCACUAUGGAAGUACCGGGGAUUACAAAACGUACAUUAAGAAAAUGAUGAAAUCGCGAUAUGAACAGGUGGAUGUUAAGGAUUAAGCAGUCAAGCAUGGAAAUUUGUUUUAUUAUGAACAUCUCUAGUUUAGGUUUAUUCUACAAGAAUAAUUUUCCGUUAUAUCUAGUUCAGUAAGUUGUGAUUAUAUUAGUUAUUCAGAGAAUAA